GUGCAGGAAGAUAGCAAGAAGAUAGGAAGAAGAUAGAAGGAUAGCAGGACGGUUUGACUCCGGCGACUGCGAGAGAGACCGCGAGGGAUACCCGAUAGCAAACGACCGGCUGCAAACAACACCGACUGCGGCCAGAGCUGCCCCGCGGUUUGCUUGACAGCUACAGGACUGAAUAUAAUAACUACCAGGAACCAGCGACCAGCAGCCAGAGGAAGACUGAGAUACACUAGAGUGGCUGCUUCACUACGCGUCAAGAUGUCACCGGCCCUGGAGACCCCUUCAAGCGGGGGCAAGGAGCCCUUUGACAUUGUAGAGACAUAUCACAAGCUACUACAAACAGACCCUGACCUGACAAUGCCCAUAGCCGCCAUCGAGGCCCUGGUACUGCUACUGACACACUCACCAUCUUCGACCAUCUCCGAGACGCUCGACCUACUCAACAAACACACCGAGCACCUGAAGCGCUCGAUCCCCAACCCGAUCGGCCUCUCUGCAGGCACCGACCUGUUCCAGCGGUACCUGAUAUCGACGCUGCAGCGACCCGGCAAGCUGGGACCGGCGGGGGACUUUGACGCGAUACGCGCGCACCUGCUCUCGAACGGGCGGCUGUUCAUCCAGCGAGCCAAGGAGAGCAGAGACAAGAUCGCCGCGUUCGCAACGGGUUUCGUACGAGACGGCAGCACGGUGAUGACCAAUGGCGGGUCGCGGGCUGUGGGAGCGAUGCUGCGCAAGGCGGCGGGCGAAGAGGUGCGGUUCCGGGUGAUAUAUGUGCUGCCGAACGGACAUAGCCAUGAAGAAGCCACGACUGCAGCGGGGACGGUGCCCGAGGGGAUGGAGACGGUGGCAGUGCUGCGGUCGAAGGGAGUGCCUGUGGCCAUGGUGCCGGAGUCAGCCGUGGCGUACUCGAUGGGGAUGGUGGACACGGUGAUAGUGGGCGCGGAGGGUGUUGUUGAGAACGGCGGGAUAAUAUCGCGGAUGGGCACGUACCAGAUGGGCCUGCUGGCGAAGGCAAUGGGCAAGCCCUUCUAUGUCGUGGCGGAGAGCCACAAGUUUGUGAGACUGUUCCCGCUUGGCCAGUACGAUCUUCCCGUUGAUCAGCGGGUUAUCGAGUUCAAGACGAGCACUACUACCGAGAGUAACAGCAGCAGCAGCAGCUCUACCUCGCUGAAGGACCGCCGGACUGCGCCUGAUAUCGUGGACUACACUCCACCACACCUGAUCACGGCGCUGAUCACGGAGGCAGGCGUGCUCACUCCGAGUGCCGUCAGUGAGGAACUCAUCAAGAUCUGGUUUUGAGCGCUGACUCCGACCAGCUGUAUUAUCUAGCCAUCAACAUGAUUGAUAUUAUUUAUACGACUGUGACGAGAUCGAUAUCAACCAUGGCGCCGGGAUCAACAGAUCAGCGCCGGGAACCUGACAGGCUGCACUCUGUGAACUAUCGCGUUACACCGGGAGAAACGUGGAACGGAAGAAGGGAAGACGGGAAGAAGAAGAAGAAGAAGAA
Molecule: messenger RNA, 1504 nt
Organism: Trichophyton rubrum CBS 118892
Lineage: Eukaryota; Fungi; Ascomycota; Eurotiomycetes; Onygenales; Arthrodermataceae
Exons: 2
Coding region: 256-1296 (346 amino acids)
Biological process (GO): translational initiation
Cellular component (GO): eukaryotic translation initiation factor 2B complex
Molecular function (GO): guanyl-nucleotide exchange factor activity; translation initiation factor activity
Source: RefSeq, a predicted model, not a curated record